Molecule: messenger RNA, 4279 nt
Organism: Clarias gariepinus (North African catfish)
Lineage: Eukaryota; Metazoa; Chordata; Actinopteri; Siluriformes; Clariidae
Gene: rab11fip1b
Product: RAB11 family interacting protein 1 (class I) b
Exons: 6
Coding region: 97-3690 (1197 amino acids)
Biological process (GO): regulation of microtubule polymerization or depolymerization; regulated exocytosis
Cellular component (GO): intracellular membrane-bounded organelle
Molecular function (GO): small GTPase binding
Source: RefSeq, a predicted model, not a curated record
AAAGUUUACUGGAGCGGACGGAGGCUGAUCCACACGCUCGGUGCUGUAACUUCCACUUCCCCGUUAAUGUUGCUCUGACACUCACGGUGCGGGAUCAUGUCUCUGAGUGCACAGAGUCUACAGUUUUUCCCGGUGACCGCGCGUGUGUCGGUGCUCCGGGCGCGAGGCCUUCGGAUCAAAGGGAAAGACGGCACUAAUGACGCGUACGCGGCGCUGCAGGCUGGGCGCGAGGCGUUCCGCACGCCGGUGUCGGAGAAGCGCGCGGAGCCGGUGUGGGGCGGGGAUGACGCCGCGUUCAUCUUCAAUCUUCCGCCAGCGGCGGAGGGAGACGGUGUCCCGCUGCAGGUGCGCGUGCUGCACCGAGUCCCGCUCGGAGCGGACAAACUGCUCGGACUCGCCGUCAUCAAUGUGCACGAGCUCCGGCAGAACGGCGCGCGCGAGAACCAGCAGUGGUUUAAGCUGUUAAAUAAGACAGGAAAGGCUGAUAAGGAGCGAGGUGAGGUUCUGCUGGACAUUCAGUUCCUGAAGAGCAGCAUGAGCGUCAGCAUGAUCGACCUCUCCGACAAAUCCCACUCGCGCCUUGGAAAAAUCAAGGACAAAAUCCGAGGCAAAAAGAAAGACGGCCUGAGCGACUCGGCUUCUGCCAUUUUGCCUUCGGUCACUCAGGUGCUGACGGACAGUGAGGGAGAGAUGGACGGAGAGACGGAGGGAGAGCCGACAAAAAAAAAGAAGAACAAACUCAAAUCUCUUUUCGUCCCUAAAUCCAACAUGAAGCGUAACUCUCUGUCUCAGUCCAUGUCCUCGUUAGGCACACUUCCUGAUAAAAACUCAUCUAUUAGCUCGAGCACAUCCUCUGGCCUCAAUGUGGACUCAGAAGGGAAGAAAAAGAAGAAAUUUACCUUUUUAACACACAAGCGGAACAGUAGCUCAGACAGCAAGGCAUCCAAUCAAAGUGACUUCACACUUGGCUCAACCAAUCAGAAUUCUCCAUCACAGGUUGAUAUUAGUGUAAAUGGCAGCUAUGUUUACAGAGAAGAACCCCAAAGUGAAAAAGUGCAAGAGUUGGAGGAGGAGGAUGAGGAAGAAGAGGAGAGGUGGAGGAGAGAGGAAGAAGAGCAAGAACAACUGGAGGAAGAGAGAAGGCGGGAAGCCGAAGAGGGGAGAAAAAGAAAGGAGAAAGAAGAGCAGAUGAGAAAGGAAGAGGAAAAAAAAGAAUGGAUAAGAAGAGAGAGAGAGAAAGAGGAGCAGAUGAAAAGAAUGGAAGAGGAAAAAAGGGAAAGGAUAAGGGAGGAGAGAGAAAUGGAAGAACAAAGAAGAAAGAUGGAGGAGGAAAAAGAAAGAAUAAGGAUGGAAAGAGAAAGAAUAAGGAUGGAAAGAGAGGAGGAGGAAGAAGAAGAAAGGAGAAGAGUGGAGGAAGAUGAAAAAGAAAGAAUAAGAAUGGAGAGAGAAAUCAAAGAACAAAGAAGAAGGAUUGAGGAGGAAGAAAAAGAAAGAAUAAGGAUUGAACAAGAGAAAGAAGAACAACAGAGAAGGAUGGAGUUGGAAGAAAAUGAGAGGAUACGGAUGGAGAGAGAGAGGGGAGAACAAAGAAGAAUGAGGGAAGAGGAAGAAAAGGAAAGGAUGAGGAUGCAGAGAGAGAAUGAAGAACAACAGAGAAGGAUGGAGGAGGAAGAACAAGAGAAAAGGAGGACAGAGAAAGAGGAGCAGAGGAGAAAGUUUGAGGAGGAAGAAAGAAUGAGGAUAAAGAGAGAGAAUGAAGAACAGAUAAGAAAGUUGGAAGAGAAAAGAAAAGAAAGGGAGGCAGAAGAACUGAGGUUAAAGAUGGAGGAAGAGAGUAAUAGAAAGAAGGAGGAUGAAGAAAAGAAGAAGAGGACUGCUGAGGAGGAAAGGAAGAAGGAAGAAAAAAUAAGAGCGGAAAGAGAGGAGGAAGAGAAACGGAAGAAGAUUGAAAUGGAGAGAAGGUUGGCAGAUGAGAAGAAAGCUAAGGAGGAAGAAGAGAGAAGAAUCGCAGAAGGGAAGGAGAAACAACGUAAAGAAGAAGAACGAGUUAGAGCAGAAAAAGAGCAGAAGAGGGAAGAAACGGAGAAAAAGAGAAAAGAAGAAGAGCAGAGAAGGAAUAAGGAGGAACAGACAAAGAAAGAAAAACAGAUGAGAGAAGAGAAAGAGAGAUUGAAAAAAGAGGAAAAUCUUUUCGAAGAAAGCGUUAUCCCUCAGUCUACUGACUUCACUCGUUCAGCCAGGAUCUCCAACGUCAAACCGAGCAUGACCGUUUCUGCAACAGUUUCUUCACCGACUACGGCGAACACCAAUCCCUUUUUGGAUGACAAUUGGGAUGUUGGCAUUUCAGAAAACCUCCUCAGUGUUGAAGAGACAACUGUAAAAAAAGGACGUGCACCGUUACCUCCACAGUUGAUGGGGACAGGCGUUUCCUCCAAAGAUGUUCCAAAGCAGCAUUCCUAUUUAAAAGAAGUAUCAAAACGUCCAGCACCUCAACCACCAGAUAUAGUGAAGAUGACCAGAGAAGUGACAGUUAAGGAAAACACAGAUCAAGCAGGCCUUGGUCAAGGAGCAAAGAAAACUCCCGAGAGACAUCAUGAAAGCAAAGUUUUGUCAGUCUCUCAAGAUGACCCACAAGUUGAUACAAAUCCUUUCAGAUGUGAUGAGCCACAGGCUGUAAAACCCAACAAAAGACCAGCACCAAAACCAAGAAGUGGGAUUUCUGUACCUGAGGAUAAGCCAACUAAUGUUGGUAAGAAACUAACAGAAGAUAACAUUCAUCUUGAAGAAAAAGCAAGUGCUUCUAAUAGUAAAGGUAGUCCACCAAAGAGGAAACUGUUGAGAGCACCGAAUGAUAUUGCAGAUUUAGAUGUCAUAGCUGAUCUUGCUGAUGAUCUGUCAAGAAAAGAACAAAAUCUGGAGAACAUAUUUCAACCAGGCUCUAACAAACUUAAUUCUUCUUCAUGUGUCAAAUGGGAUUUAGGUCCCGAACCUCUGAUUAGCAGGACUGAUGGACUGCCAAGCAUGGAAAGUUCCCAGAAGAAGUCUAAUGCUGCACCUCUUCCUCCAACUAAACCCAAACGAACUGGAGAUCCAAGCGCACCACUCCAGCAGCCAUCUCUUCCAAACAAGACUAACCUUGGGCAAGCCAAAGAGAACCAUAGUAAUAAGAGAGGCCAAAAUAAUGCAUCGGUUUCCAGUGUUGAAAUUCCUGCAGUCAGGACUCCUUCACCUUCCACAGAUUUAUUUUCAAUAUUCAAUCCACUUGCUGAGAAAUCUCAGGUCAUAAAACCAGUGGAGACUGGUUCUGGGUCUAAGACUUUGCCAUGGGCUAAAGUGGUACCCAGUGAUGCAGGUGAAGUAAGGGAACGAGUUGCUCCUACUUCAGUAAGCAGGCAACAUGCUGUGAAACCCCUGAGCGCUGCAGAGAAUAUGUCGGAAACGUUCGAUUUUCGAGUAACUGAGAACACACAGCCCAAAACAAAGACUGCAGAAGCAGCGCCGAAAGGGCCAUAUUCCCAGUUGACACACACCGAGCUGGUCUCGAUGGCUUUGCGGCAGCAGGAACAGAUUUCACAUCGUGAUGCCAGGAUCCAGGAGCUGGAACAAUACAUCGAUAACCUGCUGGUGCGUGUGAUGGAGGAAAAACCAAGCAUUCUGAUGUCCAUGAACACAAUGAAGAAAUUUAUCUGAGCACUAACAGCAGCAGGGGGUGGCGAUGAAAACAUUCAGAGAGUGAAUUAGUGCUUAAAUACUGACUUUCAGGAAGGUGAACCCUGACAAUGCUGAGCCAGACGUUUAGUAUCGCACUCCGUGCAGUGCAAAGUCUGAGUGUUAAAGUCUUUAUAACGGAAAUAAACACAUAAACGGGGGGUUCAUCCCCCCCUCACUUUUAUCAACCUCUGCUCUUACUACAUAUCACGGGACAGAAUUAAAUGUGUGUAACAUUGUCUUCUCUGCUGUUUCCUGUUUUUUCAAAGCUCAGGCUUUGUUCACUGAUGGACAGGGAAAAAAAUGACUUUUAUAUACCUACUGUGUUUAAUAGUUCCCUUUUUUGCGAAACGAAGAAAAGGUCACACCUAAAACACAAAGUAUAUUGCCUUAUUCAAGAUAUUGUGUAAUUUGCUGUAUUGCAAUAUGAGUGCAAUACUGUAAGUGUCCCUAAAGCACUUUAAUCAGAUACAUUUUCUCCUUUUGAAAAUCUGUAAAUAUAAAUGAUUAUUUGUACUUGAACAGUUGGUGUUUAUCUUCUAUUCUGAAAUUAAAUCACUUUGCAAUACAA